Molecule: messenger RNA, 543 nt
Organism: Penicillium hordei
Lineage: Eukaryota; Fungi; Ascomycota; Eurotiomycetes; Eurotiales; Aspergillaceae
Exons: 3
Molecular function (GO): nucleic acid binding
Source: RefSeq, a predicted model, not a curated record
AUGGAUAACCAUGGCUCCUAUACAACCAUUGAAUUUAUCACUUUUUGCGAGGAACAUUUCAUUAUUCCUUUCUACUUUCUACCCCAUACUACGCACCUUUGUCAACCGCUAGAUGGCCAAGCAUUUCAAUGCUUAAAACACUACUUCCGUAAGGAAAAUAGUGAGGUUGUUAUGCUUAAUACUAAGCUUAUUAAUGACAUUGAGCAAAUGGAGUAUCAAUCUCAAAGAGUGAAAAGGCAUAUACAGCGGAGUAUGGAUGCAAAUGCGCUUUUAGUCCAAGAGCUUGAUUUAGCACAUAAAUCAGCUGCAACUACCAUAAGAAAUGGGAAAUCGAUUCUUGGAUCAAGGGGCUCAGUGCUAUCCCCUCUCUCGGCAAAUAGAAAGAUAGUAAAAAGGCUAGAUGCUGAUUCCAAGAAGUUGCAACGGCUACAGGCUAGGCAUGCCAAGGAUUUGGAAGCAGAGCAGCAGGCCCAGGCGGCGAGGGAUUUAUUAGAAAGUAAGCAUGAAGCUUCAAUGGCGGCAAGAGAUAGUAUAGAUGGAAAU